UUGUAUAUGAGCGCGAGCGGCGGGCUCUCGGGUCUUUUUUAGCGCCAUCUGUUCGCGGCGCCGCCUCCCGCUCCUCCCGCUGCCGCCGCCCUGAGUCACUGCCUGCGCAGCUCCUGCCGCCCGGCUUCGCGUCCAAGCCUCCGAUAUUUGGAGUUCUUACAAGAUGGCAGACAUUGACAACAAAGAGCAGUCUGAACUUGAUCAAGAUUUGGAUGAUGUUGAAGAAGUAGAAGAAGAAGAAACGGGUGAAGAAACAAAAAUCAAAGCGCGUCAGCUGACUGUUCAGAUGAUGCAAAAUCCUCAGAUUCUUGCAGCCCUUCAAGAAAGACUUGAUGGUCUGGUAGACACACCAACAGGAUACAUUGAAAGCUUGCCUAAGGUAGUCAAAAGACGAGUGAAUGCUCUCAAAAACCUUCAAGUUAAAUGUGCACAGAUAGAAGCCAAAUUCUAUGAGGAAGUUCAUGAUCUCGAAAGGAAGUAUGCGGUUCUCUAUCAGCCUUUAUUUGAUAAGCGAUUUGAGAUCAUUAAUGCAAUUUAUGAACCUACAGAAGAAGAAUGUGAAUGGAAACCAGAUGAAGAAGUUGAAGUUUCGGAGGAACUGAAAGAAAAGGCCAAGAUUGAAGAUGAGAAGAAGGAUGAAGAAAAAGAAGACCCUAAAGGAAUUCCUGAAUUUUGGUUGACUGUUUUUAAAAAUGUUGACUUACUCAGUGACAUGGUUCAGGAACAUGAUGAACCUAUUCUGAAACACUUGAAAGAUAUUAAAGUGAAGUUCUCAGAUGCUGGCCAGCCUAUGAGUUUUAUCUUAGAAUUUCAUUUUGAACCCAAUGACUAUUUCACAAAUGAAGUAUUAACUAAGACUUACAGGAUGAGGUCAGAACCAGAUGAUUCUGAUCCCUUUUCUUUUGAUGGACCAGAAAUUAUGGGUUGUACAGGGUGUCAGAUAGAUUGGAAAAAAGGAAAGAAUGUUACUUUGAAAACCAUUAAAAAGAAGCAAAAACACAAGGGACGUGGGACAGUUCGUACUGUGACUAAAACGGUUUCCAAUGACUCUUUCUUUAAUUUCUUUGCCCCUCCUGAAGUUCCUGAGAGUGGAGAUCUGGAUGAUGAUUCUGAGGCUAUCCUGGCUGCAGACUUUGAAAUUGGUCACUUUUUACGUGAGCGUAUAAUCCCAAGAUCAGUGUUAUACUUUACUGGAGAAGCUAUCGAAGAUGAUGAUGAUGAUUAUGAUGAAGAAGGUGAAGAAGCAGAUGAGGAAGGGGAGGAAGAAGGAGAUGAGGAAAAUGAUCCAGACUAUGACCCAAAGAAGGAUCAAAACCCAGCAGAGUGCAAGCAGCAGUGAAGCAGGAUGCUGUGGCCUUGAGGAUAACCUGCACUGUAAUAGCCUAAACACAACUGUUAUUUACUUACAGCCUUAUGUUUUUGUAUUUUCUUGGUAGACGCAGUCAGUUUUUAAACUUGGAAAGGAAAUUGAUAUUUUGAAGACCAAUUUGUUCUACCUAGCGUUUUAACUAUAGUUUUUCUCUCACAGACAUUGAAUGCACAAAUCGUCUCAUGCAUGUUCAUUUCCUGCUGCAGUUUGGUUCUUCUGGAAUAUUUUCAUCAUGUACCUGUUAGAGUACAACUAUGAAAAAUCAGCUGUUAAUAAACACAUUUUUUGGUGUGACUUUUUCCUAAAGAACCAAAGUAGUUUUCAACUGGUAGUGGAAUGGGUUUAGGUCUGCUUGCAUUUGUUGUGCUUUUUGUUGUUACAGAAAUGCAGUGACUUAGACAAUUCAUCAUUUAAGGGAGGGAAAUUGCAGUUAAGAAUUUCCAGUAAGAUCAAAACUAGUAACAGAUUAUUAGUAGAUUUUUAUAUUUUAGAUGAUAUAAUGAAGACUUUUUCUUUGUGUUAGGGGCUACCUUCUGCUUUCUUCAAAAGGAUGAAUUUAUAUCAGUUGAGCCUAUUUCAAGGCUUUUUUUGUUGUUGUUCAUUUGCCUGUUUAUGUUUUUACAGAUGAAAAUAAAAAUGUCCAUUUUAGUUCUCACAGGAUAAUGUCUUAAUUUGUUCUGAUUCAGGUUAUUACUGAAAGUUAGCUUGAAUUAAGAGUUGUGCCUAGUUUACUAUAUUGAACAACCUUUGAAGAGGUUCUUUGGAGGAGAUGAUAAGCAAGUGCAAAGAAAAGUUAAAUUUCAUUUCUUUUUGGUUAAACUAAAUUUCUCUUGAUUUGUGGUUUAUUCUAAUUAUUGCUUUAGGGGUAAGUAAUAUGUUGUUCAGCUGUGCUUCUCUUUACUGCAUAUGUUAAGAAUGGGUAGUACUGUUUAUUUAACUACCUCACAAAUGUGUUAAUACAUACUAGGUUAGAUCUCAUGAACUUUCUGAAUCUUA
Nannospalax galili (Upper Galilee mountains blind mole rat) is the source of this 2365-nucleotide messenger RNA. RefSeq names its product nucleosome assembly protein 1 like 1 (gene Nap1l1). Gene Ontology annotation, biological process: nucleosome assembly. Gene Ontology annotation, cellular component: nucleus; chromatin. Gene Ontology annotation, molecular function: histone binding; chromatin binding. NCBI's taxonomy places the organism in Eukaryota, Metazoa, Chordata, Mammalia, Rodentia, Spalacidae. The record is from RefSeq and is a predicted model, not a curated record.